AUGUACAGUGACAACGCCACAACGUUCACCGGAACGUCCAAGGUCCUCAACAAACUCUACAAUCAGCAGACCGGAGAAAAUCAAGCCCCCCGUUUCGGUGGAAAAUGGGAGGCGGCCUUUAAAUCGACGAUACAUCACCUGAAGAGAGUGCUCGGGCCAUCGACAUACACCUACGAGGAACUCAAUAGCGUCCCAAUAGCGAACUCCAGGCCAAUCACUCCAAUGUCGGUUGACCCAGAGGACCUACAAGCGCUCACCCCAGGACACUUUCUGAUCGGUGAGCCUCUGCAACUAGUUCCAAGGACAUCACUAGUCAACGAGACUGCUAUCAAGCUGCAGAGAUGA
Molecule: messenger RNA, 345 nt
Organism: Diachasmimorpha longicaudata
Lineage: Eukaryota; Metazoa; Arthropoda; Insecta; Hymenoptera; Braconidae
Exons: 2
Coding region: 1-345 (114 amino acids)
Source: RefSeq, a predicted model, not a curated record